UCGCUGGCUGGCUGGGCGCUCGUACCUUUCUCUCCUCGCAAGCUGUCCCCAAACACAGCUGAAGCAGCUGUCAAACAAGUGAAAGAGGGCUUGCGAGUCUGCAUGGCGGGUACGCGCUGCACGGUGCUGUGGCAGGAAGGCGGCUGGCCUCAUCUGACUGACGUGGUCUUGCAUGCGUUGAAUACCACGCACUUGGAGGCAGCAGGAGCACAACCUGCGACGCUCCUCUUUGCCCGAGCGCUCCGCACGACUACCGACGCUCACGGGGCCAAUGUCUCGGAUUGCACAUACUCCUGCCGGCUCCGGCAUGUUACCUAGCAAGCUUUGUUGUUGUUGUUGUUGUUGUGAAGGACGGAAAGGAACACCUGACCAUGCAUUCAACCCUGCCACGGCAUGAGCUCUACAAUCGACACACCCAUCAGGAUCCCGGCCUUUGUCGAGUGGCUGGCCACAUUUGGGAAUUACUCUGCGGCGAGCGCCGCUUGUCGCAACAAAAGAAGGCCCAUAGAAUCGGUGUAUUUCAGGGAUAACUCAAUGUAUAGGCAGUUAGUGGCAGGUCAA
This is a messenger RNA of Tilletiaria anomala UBC 951, 561 nucleotides long. RefSeq lists its product as uncharacterized. The record is from RefSeq and is a predicted model, not a curated record. NCBI's taxonomy places the organism in Eukaryota, Fungi, Basidiomycota, Exobasidiomycetes, Georgefischeriales, Tilletiariaceae. Bases 103 to 318 code for a protein of 71 amino acids. The transcript has a single exon.